UUGUUUUGGCUCCACUUAUAGCUCACAAUAGCAUCUAUUUUUGUCAGCAUACUGGGGGUUAUCUCCCCUCUUAUCCAGUGCCCAACCCCUGUCUCUCUCCUCGUUCCCCUUUUUAUCUAGCUCUUUCACAGGCUUCAGACAGUCAUGGCUGAUCGAAGUCGGAUUGGUGCUAAAAAGAAGGAGAAGAGCGAUGAGAAGGCACUGGAUAAGGAAAAAACUAAGGAGAAGAAUGCCAAAAAGCCAGACAAAGUUGUGAAGAAGUCAGAGAAAUUACCAGAGAAGACACCAGAACAGAGCAAGGCUGGUGAGGAGAGCAGGACUACAGAAACUGAAGGGGCAACAGGGAUUACCAAUGAAGAGAACGGGGAGUUUCAGCCGAUCGAACUUCCACCAUUUGAGAUUGUGAAAGGAGAACAGAUGAGCCCCUUCUAUUUCAAGUUUCAGUUCAGAAAUGUAGAGUAUUCAUCUGGGAGGAACAAGACCCUUCUGUGCUACCGGGUGGACACAGCAGGUGGCAGCACAGAGCCGCUGAAAGGUUAUAUGGAGGAUGAACAUACCACAGCACACGCAGAGGAGGCUUUCUUUCAGCAGGUACUGCCGGAUUCAUCCCAGGAAUAUGAUGUGACAUGGUACGUGUCGUGCAGUCCCUGUGCAGACUGUGCUGCUAAACUGACCGCUAUUCUUCGUCAGCGUAAAAAGUUGAAGCUGUGUGUGUUCUGCUCGCGCCUGUUUGAGUGGGAGCAGCCGGAGAUUGUGGAGGGGCUGAAGGCUCUGGCGAGUGCUGGCUGUAAACUGAGGAUGAUGAAGCCCAGCGACUUUGUGCACGUUUGGGAGACGUACGUGGAAAAGGAGGAGCAGAGCUUCAGCCCCUGGGAGGACUGUCAGGACAACUAUAACUAUUAUGUGGAGAAACUGGCAGAUAUUCUGAAAUAGACAUGUACCUGUCAGACAGAACCGGGAGGAUACAACAAUAGUUCAUACAUUUUUAUUUUUGUAUAAUUUCAUAGCAACUACAUAUGAUAUUAAAUACAAUUUACACAAUUUGAA
Molecule: messenger RNA, 1047 nt
Organism: Boleophthalmus pectinirostris (great blue-spotted mudskipper)
Lineage: Eukaryota; Metazoa; Chordata; Actinopteri; Gobiiformes; Gobiidae
Product: C->U-editing enzyme APOBEC-2-like
Exons: 4
Coding region: 145-933 (262 amino acids)
Biological process (GO): cytidine to uridine editing
Cellular component (GO): cytoplasm; nucleus
Molecular function (GO): cytidine deaminase activity; RNA binding
Source: RefSeq, a predicted model, not a curated record